Scutellospora calospora is the source of this 2280-nucleotide messenger RNA. NCBI's taxonomy places the organism in Eukaryota, Fungi, Glomeromycota, Glomeromycetes, Diversisporales, Gigasporaceae. The record is from the annotation of a GenBank genome assembly.
AUGCCAAAAGAAAAAAUGAUACAUAAAAAUAUACAAAAAAAGAGACUAACACCUAUACCAAAAGCUCGACAACAAAAAAAGAUUCAAAAACAUCAGAAUAUUCCCCUCGCUUCUGAUUUAUUGUAUUUUAGUGAACGACAUAAUCUUGGUAAAAUGAAUAUUGAAUGUACCUAUUGUGGUGCACUCUAUUGGAUUGAUAAAUGUAUAACCUCUUCUUCUCGAUAUCACCCAAAAUUUGGUACAUGUUGUUCUCAUGGCAAAGUUAUUUUACCUUAUCUUCAGAAUCCACCACAUAUUUUGCCAUAUGCAUUUACAUCACUAGGAGCAAAUAUUGAUGAGUUUAUUCUUCAUAGUCAUAGUCCAUAUAGUUUUCAUAUUAGUGGUGAAUUAUGUCAUCUUACAGGUUCUCUUAUUCCUGAACCAAAUACUGAAGCAGAAAUACAAAAAGUCUUAUGUAAAUAUCAUACAUUUUAUCUCUUAUACAAACAAGCACAUAAAAUACUUCAAGCCCAACAAAAUAACAUAAGAGAAUCAGAUUUAAUAAUUUAUCUUCAUUUCAAUAAGUCAAAUGACCAACAUCGCUAUAAUCUUCCUACAGCAGAUGAGAUUGCUAUCAUUUUAUCUAGUAAUAGAUCAUUACCUGAGUUAAUACGUGAUAUUGUUCUUCAACUCCAAGGAGGCCAGCUUCAACGAAUUCAUGAAGGACACUCUGCAUAUCUAACUCUUCACUAUUAUUCUAAUUUACAUUAUACACCAAUUAAUACACAAAGUAAUCGUAUUAAUGAAAAUAAUAGAUCAAAAUUUGUGGUAGAUGCAUGGGCUGUAACUGAACAAAAUAGAUUAAGAUUUUUGCAUAUGAAUCAAGACAAAUUACAUGCAGAUGUAUAUCAAGGCAUUGUUGAUACAAUUGGCAACAAUACAAAUAAUAAUAUAUCUGUUAAUAAUCUUGGGCGCAGAAUUAUUCUUCCAUCCACACACAUUGGCAGUAUUAAUAUGCAUAAAGAAGUUCCGAAUGUUGUAAGAUUAGCACUACAUCUUCCUGAAAUGCAUAGAGUUGUUUUCGAUCCUAAUGAUAGUGCUGCUGCUAUUCUUGCCCAUGCUGAUCGCCAAAAAACAACUCUUACUUCUUUUUUUGAAACAUGUGCAAACCUUGAAUCUGCUCAACAAUAUACUUACCAAGAAUUUCCACAACAUUUUGUUUGGAAUAAAUCAACUAAAAAAUGGUCACCUCAGAAACAGGAAUUUGCAAUUGGACAAUUGUAUUUUGCUGAUCCGUCUGCAGGUGAACAUUUCUACUUUCGAUUUCUUUUAACUAAUAUUCGUAGCCCACAAUCAUUUGAGCAUCUGAGAACAGUUAACAAUAUAGUAUAUCCAAUAUUCAAAAGUUCUAAAUUAAGAAUUCUUUUUUCUAUAUUACUUACUCAAUAUACACCCUCUUAUCCAGACAAAUUAUGGUUAUGCUUUCAUAAUAAUCUUUGUGAUAACCUUCGAUAUAAACUACAUAAAGAAUAUGCAAUUUGUGAACCUUCUGAUGAUCAAAUUUAUGAUUUUGGCCUUUUUCUUAUAGAUGAAAUUCUUCAUCAAUCUGGCCAAUCUCUUAAUAUGUUUUCUCAAAUGCCUCUUUGGAAACAUAAAUGGAACCAUUCUGAUAUAAAUUACAUUAUUGCAGAACAAUUAGCUUUUGAUCAUCAAAAACUUUAUGAUACAGUUAAUAAUCGCAUUCCGCAAUUAAAUAAUGAACAAUUAUCUGCUUACCAUGAUAUUUAUAAUUCUGUUGGAGAUGGCACUAAUACUAUAGACAAUAAACUUACCUUGCCAGAUUAUAUGAAACUUCCAUACCAAGACUUGGAAACAUUAAUUAACGUUAUAUAUCCUAAUAUUCAUGCAGCAGAAACUACUGAUAAUGCGAUUGCAGAAAAAGGAGCUGAUAAUAAUAACACUUACCCUAUUAAAUUUUUGAACUCUCUUAAUCCCAGUGGAUUACCACUUGCCAAACUUAACUUAAAAGUAGGCUGUCCAAUAAUGCUCCUCAGAAAUAUUGCUCCUGGACAAGGUCUUUGUAAUGGAACCCGCUUAGUGAUAACAUGUCUAGCUGAUCGUAUUAUUGAAGCACGUAUAAUAUGUGGUGACCACGCGGGUGAAUUAACGUUUAUUGCUCGAAUCACUUUAAACCCUUCAACCACUGAACUCCCAUUUACCUUCAAAAGAAGACAAUUCCCCAUACGUGUUGCCUAUGCGAUGACCAUCAACAAGUCACAAGGUCAAUCCAUCAAAAUGUAG